This is a messenger RNA of Solea senegalensis (Senegalese sole), 1498 nucleotides long. RefSeq names its product regulator of microtubule dynamics 1 (gene rmdn1). Bases 205 to 1119 code for a protein of 304 amino acids. The record is from RefSeq and is a predicted model, not a curated record. NCBI's taxonomy places the organism in Eukaryota, Metazoa, Chordata, Actinopteri, Pleuronectiformes, Soleidae. Gene Ontology annotation, cellular component: cytoplasm; mitotic spindle pole; spindle microtubule. Gene Ontology annotation, molecular function: microtubule binding. The transcript has 10 exons.
UACAUCAUAGAAUAAACAUAAAUAAACCAAUAUAUCUGUGGAAUGUAACUACAUGAGCAAUUUUAAGGCAGAAAAAAAAUGUGUGUAUGAGUUCUGCAACGUUUUCAGCGUAAGUCUCUUGAAUGCUCCCUGUUUGUCUCUGCUAUUCCUUGAUAACUUCAGGGAUUACCUGGCUCCUGCCUGACACUUUGGACAUUGGGAUCGAUGGCUACCAGGUUGUUGGCCCGGUUCGUGAGCAGGACUCGACCGCCGGUGUCCGGUGCGACACGUACCGCAGUUCGGGGGAUACACCGGUUGUAUUGGACCGCGUCCAGGAAGACUCUGACUGGUGGAAGAUCGGCGUUCCUCCUGGGAAUCCCGGUUCUCUCCUGCCUUGGGUAUGAAGCUUAUCACUGGGUGCAGAGGUCAGCCGUGCUCCAUGCUGCAGGAAAAGAGGACGUCCUGGAGCAGGCUGAUUACCUGUACAGCUGCGCAGAGACGGAGAAACUCUACCAGCUGCUGCUGCAGCACAAGGACAGUGACGAUGCAGAGUUCCUGUGGAGGCUCGCCCGGGCGUCUCGCGACCUCUCCCUCCUGCCCAACAUGGACGCCAAGCAGAAGAAGCAGCUGAUGUUCGAGGCCUUUGAAUAUGCGACGAGAGCGCUGGAGAGAGAUGACAAGUGUUUUGCGGCACACAAAUGGUACGCCAUCUGUCUCAGCGACAUCGGGGAUUACGAGGGGAUCAAGGUAAAGAUCGGAAACUCGUACGUCAUCAGGGAACAUCUAGAGAAAGCCAUCGAGCUCAAUCCUAAAGACGCCACUUCCUUACACAUCCUGGGUUUCUGGUGCUUCGCUUUUGCCGAGCUGCCGUGGUAUCAGCGCAAGGUCGCAGCCGCCCUGUUCUCAUCACCGCCUGUGUCCACGUACGAGGAGGCAUUGGAGUUCUUCCUGAAAGCUGAAGCAGUCGAUCCCGACUUCUACAGUAAGAACCUGCUAAUGCUGGGAAAGACCUACAUGUCCAUGAACGACAAGCCGAGAGCAGCGCUGUGGUUAACCAAGGCCAAAGAUUACCCCGCUCACACACUGGAGGACAAAGAGGUGCAUAAAGAAGCUGUGGAUCUCCUCAAGAAACUGGGAUGAACUCGCGCCCACGACGCCGUCCAAGACUCGAAGAAUGAAUUAAUACAUAAAGCAGAACAGUGAGUGAUCAAGCGUCCAAACAUCCAACCACUGUAUUAUAUAUAUAUUUUAGGAUAAACUUGAGAUAUUUUAAGGAAGAAAUGUUCUGUUACUAGACCUUGUGUUUUGACAAUUAAAGCACAAGUAGAUAGUUCAUCCGGUUCAAUGUGAAUUGGGAAGUUCUGUUUAUACUGGUUAUUCUUUACAUUAAAUUAAUCCAUUAUUUUGUGCAUUAAAGAGUUAAAUCUGCCUUAUAUUCGAGGUAUUUCUCUAAACCAAAGGAAAAGUGUAUCUUUAACUGAACUGUGCCUGCAGGUUUAUUAUUAAACAAUCAUCUCUC